Molecule: messenger RNA, 2784 nt
Organism: Anopheles cruzii
Lineage: Eukaryota; Metazoa; Arthropoda; Insecta; Diptera; Culicidae
Gene: BNIP3
Product: BCL2/adenovirus E1B 19 kDa protein-interacting protein 3
Exons: 5
Coding region: 1135-1929 (264 amino acids)
Biological process (GO): positive regulation of apoptotic process; mitochondrial outer membrane permeabilization
Cellular component (GO): nucleus; mitochondrial outer membrane; mitochondrial envelope
Source: RefSeq, a predicted model, not a curated record
GUCGCACGUCGCUCCGCUCCGUCGUCCGUCGUUGGCCAGCCAGUGCCAAGAACUUCGUUUGCUCAAACUGACGAAUCGAAAACGUUCCAUUUUGAAAGAUUCUUGUUCAGGUUCGCCAUCGUGCGAGAUUCGUGAGGUGAAGUGCGUAAAGUGCGCAGCAGACCGCGUAGCAGCUGUUUACAUUGUUGAUACGUCACUGGAAAAAUCUUCGUGCCAGCGUGUCGUGUCCUGACAGCUACUUUGCAUUGCACGCAGUGACGCAGUUAGGUGCGCGCUCAUAUUAUUGACACGUCGCGAGUCGCGAGUUCGAAUUUCCCAGUCGACGGGUGGUGCGAAGGAAAAGCCAUCGCCAUUACGUUGUAAACAAAGCCCCGUCGUCGUCCGUGUUGCAAAGGUGCGUCGCUGCCUGGGUGUGCGUGCUGCUCUUUUGUCUCCGGUCCGAGACAGUGCAGUAGUAGUAGUGCGUCCGCUGGUUGCAGCGCAGUUCGCGACGCGCGAGAAGUGGGUUUUUGCGAAAGUGACCGCGCUGGAGCGCGCACGCGUUUGAACGAGAUCGAUAGCACCGAGCGAACGAGAGGGCGCGCGACAAGAACCUGUUUUUUGGCCGCUGCUUUACGCGCCGUUUAGGACCAACGAGAAAGGUGUACGUGACCGAGCCCACACAGAGUCCGCCCCCCGUGUACCAGGAAGGGAACUAGUGUAUUGUGGAUGCAUUAAACAACAAAAAAAACGACGCAUUAUAUUGAAAACAUAAAUAUCAUUCGCUCUGUGCGUGUGUGCGUACGCGAUAUUCUGGUCGUUUGAGUAGUGUGCGUGCCUGCUUUGUUUAUAAACCGUUCGACGAACGAGGUUUUUAUUGUUCAUCCCAUUCCGGUUCGCUCCGGUGAGAGGAUUUCGGGUGAGCAGUGACAGUGAGAGAGAGCGUCAGUCAGUGAGUCGCUGGGCGUUCUUUGUUUACAAAACACACUGCUCCUUCGUCGCGAGAAGUGGUUCGCGUUCUCCGCAACCCCCCCCCAACUCCGUGGUUGCGUGGCGACAGACGAAAAGGGAAAUUUUGCUUCCAACAUUCCGAGGCCAUACACCACCACCACCACCACCCCGGUCGUGAAUCGAGUGAACGGCAGCAACAGCAUUAUGUUCCGCACGAUUAAUUUGUCGGGCGACAAGAAAGGGCCGGCGCUCGCGGCCAGCAAGGCAAUGGCAACAACCCCGAUGCAACUGAUGAAGAUGGGCACGGAGGAGCUGGGCGAAUCGUGGAUCGAGCUAUCGUCGAGCACGAGCCAAGGGGCCGGUCCGAUGGCCGCCGCCGCCAACCAGAGCAAUCCUCUCGCCGCCGCGAGCACCGUGGGAGGUAGCAGCAUCGCGAACCGCACCCCUCCGGAGCUGUUGUGCGCCAAGAGCCCGGACCGGACGACGCCGCCACUGCCGUUCGCAUCGGUGGAGGAGUACAUAAGACUGCUGCGCGAGGCUCAGCGUGAGUCGAAGGAAUCGAGCCGGGUCGCGUCGCUGACGAGUUCGCGCAAAAACUCACCCCGCGGUAGCCCCAAGUCGCCGCCGAACAGCCCGAACAAUGAACUGGCCGCUACCGAGGAAGAUCUCAAAAAUGUUUACAUCAACUAUGUCAACAAGGAUGGUGACAUUGUGAAGGAUACAGACUGGGUGUGGGAUUGGAGCAGUAGACCAGACCAGCAGCCACCUAAAGACUGGAAAUUUGAACAUCCCAAAAAGCCAGGCCAAGAGGAAUGCAGCAAAACCAGCCACGCCGGUUACUCGAUAAGGCAGGUCCGGGUAGGGAAAAACUCCCUGUUUUCGCGAGAGUUUCUGUAUUCGAUCGUAGUAACGAACAUACUAUCGCUCCUGCUGGGAGCAGGUAUCGGCGCCUGGCUGCAGAAACGAGGAUUGAUUCUGACCCGCAUCUCGAUUGAGUAAAGACGACAAUUGCGUGGUCCGCACGCGCGGCGGCUGUAACACCCGCUGUCUAAUGUUGAUCCCCUGGACUCCACGGCACACACGACGACCCUUCUCGAUUUACUUUACGGCAUCGUUCAUCUGCUCUAAAAGCGCGUUUUAGAGUUUCUGACGCUGCGAUUGUCGGCAAUUUGCCGUAGGGCAUUUAUCUUGUAGCGUGCAAAGAAAAAACGUACAUUUAAAAGAUUGUUUUUAGCGAAACGGCGUAACGUAAUUGAAAGUUAGGAAUUAUGGUUGAGUUUAGUGACACUCCGAGCACACACACGGUAGAUUGUUUGCAGUAGGUUCUUUUGGCAAAACAGUGUGAUCAUAUCCAAGCUUGGAUUGGAAAACAACCGAGAAAUCUAUGGAAGCGCAAACAUAUUUGGAAGAUUGUCGAGAUGUCCCCAUUAGUAGCAACGUCAAGAGUUCGACACACUAUACAACGGUCCAAUUGGAAGUUAGUGGUUUUUUCCGCUUUUUUUAGUUUUCCCAGAUGUCGAUAAGGUUUUCAUUAGCUAAGAGGGACUGUGCAGGAAUCAAUCGUCACUCGAAUGCCGGGUGAGAGAAGCGGGUACGGGGUGUGUACGGAUGGACAGGGACAGACAAUUUUUGUGCAAACGAAGGGAACAGAGAUUAGAUUUCGUGUGAUUUCUAUCCUAUCGCAGAUGAGACGAUGGGAAGAUGGAAACGAUCAGGGAGAAAAGUAGAGGAAAAACGAAGCAAGUUUAUUCCAUUUUUCUAUAAACACAUAAACAGACAAUUUUUCAUUGUGUCUGAAGGAAUCCAAAAAAAAAACACAAAACAAAUCAAGAACUGCAAGUCCAGAUGUAGGGA